UGUUGCCCUCUCCGAUUCGGGAUCUGGGUCCAUCUCAACCUCGCCCAGCUCCAACGCCUCGUCGGCACUAGCUUACUCCUACUCAUCUUUUUCUCCGACUGUGGCCACAACCUACUCCAACCAGUACCCUGUAGCAAACAACUACAGCGGCUUCUCUUGUGGUUACGGUAACAUGUCGACUCGACGGAUGUCCACCAUCUGACAACAAUACCAUAGAAAUGAUGCUUCAUCGUCGGCCAUGUUACCUCCGGCACGAUCACCAGGGUUGAGCAACCCUGUGUCACCGCCCCUGGGUGUGUCGGCUCGAGACAACUAUACAACAACAACGUCUAGCCUGCACAGACAUCCCCACGCUCUGUCGCCUCGUCAUUCUGAUCUCUCCCGCUACAACUCGCUGCCGGAUACACCAAGGAGUGUUCUGCCGACCACCAUGCCUUUGGCCUACAGUACCUAUCAGGGAUCCUCCUACCCAAGCCAUAGUCAAUCGUCAGAUACCCCACCGUUCAAUGCACAAGAGACAUACGGGACCAUCACCUGCGAAGGUACUACAAUAGUACCGACCAUUGAGGCCAAGAUCGAGAAAGGCUUCUUCUAUUCUGGCGAUAGCGUCUGGACGUGCUAUCGCAGGAACUACUUUGCCGUCAACAUCUCAUACGGACUUACACCAUGGAUCUCUGGCUCCCGUUUGUACCUUGAUCAGGGUAACGGCAAGCCACAAGAGCAAAUUCAGUCAAUGGCCGUUUCUCUUGCUGCCGCUGUCGAUGCUUCGGCAGGUAAGACUAUUGAACUCAUUCAACACACACCCAAGCGCGAUAAAGGCCCCCAACUUCCCUUGAAGAAGGAGCUCCUCGCACCUACACCACCUGGAAAGAACCAUGAGCAUGGCGGCUAUGGUCUCAAUAGCUUUCAUCAGUCUUCAAGUGUACCUGGUCCACAGUUGCCCCUACAAGACUCGUCCGACUCAUCCCAAUACUCUCCAACCAGCCACGGCAGCAGCAACUAUCAGCAUAACUUUGAACGAAUUCAGUUCAAGUCAGCCACUGCCAACAACGGUAAGCGUCGAGCCCAGCAACAGUAUUAUCACCUGAUCGUCGAACUUUGGGCCAACAUCCAAAACCCACGGGACAACGAACCCAAGUGGGUGAAGAUCGCGGCUCGCUCCUCUCACCCAGUCGUCGUCCGUGGAAGAUCCCCAAGCCACUAUCAAAACGAGGGACCCCAGAAUGCUGGUGCCAGCCGAGGGGCCGGUGGAUCGGGCCUCGGCGGGCCUGGACCUCAUGGUAUGGGUUCGAACGGCGCUCGAGCAUACGGGUCGUUCAGCAAUGGCCUAUCAAACGGUAGGACAUCGAUGAAUGGCAGUAUGUACCGAGGAACAACAUACUCGCUCGACCCGAGCCCUAUGGGCAGCCACUCUGUGAGCUCCGCCAGCUCCUUGAGCGGUGGACCACCAGAGGGACUUGUUGGAGAUCAGCAUAUGAUCGACGAUGACACAAAGAUGAACGACGCUCCUCAGGAGUACUCUUACUACCCAGCCCCCCUUUACGAGAGUAUCCCCGCAAAGAUUGAACACUCGCUUCCGCUGCCCCAACGCAUCAUCAAAGAAGAGCACUCAGGUCCUGCGGCACUAGCGGCUGGCUGGCAUAAUGGCGGAUGUGGCCGUUUCCAAGGCAUGGAGACUAGUCGCGGAUACUAUCCAGAUGUGCAUGCGCAUGCUGGGUACUGAUCUGCGUGCACACUGAAAGCCUUGCUACAAAGUGCGCCCUCCGUCUACACGGUUACGACUGAGAAAAAUUUCCUCCUCGACAACGAUAGCGAUC
Messenger RNA from Boeremia exigua, 1817 nucleotides. RefSeq lists its product as uncharacterized. NCBI's taxonomy places the organism in Eukaryota, Fungi, Ascomycota, Dothideomycetes, Pleosporales, Didymellaceae. Gene Ontology annotation, biological process: meiotic cell cycle; positive regulation of transcription by RNA polymerase II. Gene Ontology annotation, molecular function: DNA binding; DNA-binding transcription factor activity. The record is from RefSeq and is a predicted model, not a curated record. The coding region runs from base 239 to 1723 and encodes 494 amino acids. Gene Ontology annotation, cellular component: nuclear chromosome. The transcript has 2 exons.